Pocillopora meandrina is the source of this 6994-nucleotide messenger RNA. The record is from the annotation of a GenBank genome assembly. NCBI's taxonomy places the organism in Eukaryota, Metazoa, Cnidaria, Anthozoa, Scleractinia, Pocilloporidae.
AUGGAGAGUUGUGGACAUCGAGUAACAAUCAUGUGUUUCUGUUUCUGCUUGCUUGUAACUGUAUCUGUGGCUGAGAUAUUGCCGUCAAUUCUAUGGAAUUCUGAAAAUCCAAUGUAAGUAUCUCUAAUUUUAUUCUACCAUCAACAUUUAUUUUGUGUGAAAACAGAAAUCGAAGCUAAGUUCUUGAUUCCAAGCUAACAAUUCAUGCACAAGACCGUUGACAGCUCAUUAUCAUUUCGUUGUAGAACGACAAGCAAUUGCUAUAAGUUAGAAAAGGGAAGUUCCCUUGCGGCUCUUACCGUGGCAGACCUUUUAGAGAACUCGACUGAAAGUCGUGUUGGGGGGCAAACACAACUUUGCAGUUCACCUGGCAACGUUUUGAUUAUUAAAAGGCCUGAACGGAAGUACUAAAACAUGGAACGACCUAAAACCACCUGAAACCACCUACAACCACCUACAACCAUCUACAACCACCUCAAAAAUUUCAGCAACCACCUACAACCACCUCAAAAACUUCUACAGCCACUUGCAAACUAUCUAAAACUAUCUGAAACAAGGCAUAAAUGUCCAAAAUAAGGCGAAACGACAGUAUGUCACGUACAUGAAAUACAAGAAUCGAACGAAACCUCCACCUCCCACUACAUACAUACAUACAUUCUUUUAUUUGAUAAGAAUACUAAAUAUUAGGAAUUACAUAUAUAUAAAAAAUUGCUAAUAACUUAGAACUACCCAAAUAAAAUGGUGUUCACUAAGGUCCCAUGUAUAAUCAACCAUCUCACGGAAUGAAAUGCGAUAGCAUGCUAAUUAUUUUAUAUUCCCUCAGUAGCAAAAGACCUAAAGAACUUUACAAAAUCUCGAUAAGCUGGAAACCACUCCGCUUCGCGUCGUGGUUUCCUACGCGUAUCUCGUGUUCUCCCAACCUCCCGCGUGUUUACAUCAGGCUAUGUAAACACGGAAACCAUUUUACAUUUCUUCAAUAUAAUAUCAUCAGCGAACGAUUUCGAAGAGGAAUCUAUGUUCUCGAAUCGACCAAAAGCACUGCUGUCCUCUCGAAAUGGGAAAGCGCAAAUAUCAAUUUCAUCUGUUUCGCAAGCAAAGGAGUUAAUCACCGACACCGGAAAUCGCGACCAGGUAUUCCUCACGACUCCCCUAGGUUUGUUUUCCAGUUUGCCCAAGCCGCUGUCUAUCAGUUCUUGCGUUAAAACCCAUGAAACCUGCGAAGUGGAACUAUGAUGGCUAUUGCUGCUUGUCGAUAAUUUCCGUCGGCAAAACGUAGAAGUCCAGUGUUUACGUGGCAGUUUCGCUUUCGCAUGACAAAAAAAUGAAGGAACGCCGCGGCUCAAAACCAAUUAAAAUUGUACGAUCGAGUAAAAGCUCCAUUAUCCAGUAGUGUUAACUAUUACAACCACCUCCCACUCCUCCCUGCAUAGUAUUAGUCCGUCUCACACCCCUCCUUGAGUAAUAACACUCUGCCUCCCACCCCUCCCUCAGUACUGAUAGACUUCAUUCCACCCCUCCCUCAGUAAUAAUGAUGUGCUCCCCUCCUUCAAAAUGGUCCCAAAAAAAAAGGUCUAAAAAAAAAUGGUCCAAAAAUUAGUCUAGUCCAUAUUUUACCCUAUGCAGGUAACAAAUAAACCGUAAAACAAAGGAAUCAAAGAAAAUAAAAAAUAUGUGAACUUGCUUAGUGCCAAACAUCAGCGGUAAAGCCAUUCCAAAUCAAACAUAUCUGAUCCAAUUUUUAUUGCUUUCUAUUCCAGGUUUGAUAACCUUCAUGAAAGGACCAGAAAUGUCAUGGAAUUUGACCAGCUCUCAAUUAUUUGUCCCACCUUAGUGGACUACCCCAUCAAAAGAACAACUACUUAUUUGAAAGACUUGUUGUAUGAAAAUGUAUAUAUGGUGGACAAGAAGGGUUAUGACAACUGUAAUGCAACAGGAGGACUCAGUGUUUUAUCCUGUAAUGAUCCAGCGGGACACAUUUACUACAGGGUUGUAUUUCAACCUCAUACCGUUAAUCCAAAUGAUCCAAAGUUUGAGAAAGGAAAAGAAUACUACUUUAUAAGUAAGUGCUAAUGUUUCAUAAUAGUUCCAAUUUUUUUUUUCUAAAUUCUGAUUAACUGCAAUCUAAUGACCUCAUUCCAUGCAUAUUUUUAUGUGCAUUUAUUUUUAAUGCUGCAUUUUUAUGUAUUUAUGAAUUUCUUUAAAAUUUUUUUUGUGUGUGUGUAUAAGAGGUGUUUACACUGAACUCUACAGAAGCUGUGUAGCGUCCACUCAUAGCUACUUGAAACUGUACUUUAAUCAGUUGUUCACCUGCUAGUUCGUUUCUAAUCUGCACGUAACUUGUAUUCAUUCCAUUCACAAAUUGCACGUGAAAGAGAAAGAUUCGCCGAAAUAACAACAACGCGACUAUUACAAAGAUGAUAUUGACCGAACAACCGAAAUACUGCAUACUUACAAGUUAUUGUGCCUUCUAAAUAGAAAGGAAAACUUGUCCUAACGAAACGACAGUGAAACUCCAUAAUAAAACAUGUGCUUUUUCGUGGGAAAGAGCGCCCGCGAUAUUUUGCGUGCGGUCACCGAAGACCAAACCAUAUAACGUUUAUUUUCUGUCUCUUACAAGCUGCUUCUUAAUUUUACAUGUAUUGAGCUUUCUUGAAUGUGGGCUACAAAUUAAAAAUAUUUCUUUGAACAUUUUUUUUGUAAGGGUUUUGUGGUUUCUGAGAAAUGACUUGUCUAAGCUGCUUUUAUUGCUGCUUGGAUAACUCGUUUUUCCAGCAAUUACAUAUAUUUGAUCAGAGAGAAGGAAAGUCAACAUCGUCUAACUGUAAUUAUCAAAAAAAAUGCUUGUUGUGUUUUAAACUUGUAUUGUUGGGGGAUCAAAAGAAAAGCAGAGAAGCUGCUACAUAACUUAUAGUUUGAUGGUCUCAGAACUUUUCAAAAAUUGACUUUAAAGUCUCAAUAAAAAGGAGAAAACUAAAAGAUAUUUUUCAACUGUCAGGUACUGCAUCAGGCUCACAAAGCUCAUUGACAAACACACAGGGAGGACACUGUAAUUCAGGAAUGAAGAUGAAAAUAUAUGUCUGUGAAAGCAGCUCUGACCCAAGGUGUCCAAGUGGAAACAAUGGUAUGUCACAUGUAUCUGACUUCACAUAAUUAUCCAUCUUUUUCAUGGCUGGCUUAGUGUAUUUGCAGGCUGAGGCAAGGCAAAAUAAAUCCUGUGUUCCUAUUUGCUUCCUAAAUGAGCAAGAUAAGUCUACCUUGCCCAAUAGUGAUUGCAUACCUUAGAUGACUUCCAGUGCCAUCUUGGUCACAAUUUGAAAUCUCAAUAAUGUGUUUUCAGAUCUACUGGUGCACAAAACUUUUAGUUAUCUUCCUCUCUAUCCAUAUCAUGGCAAAGAACUCUGUGCUAAAAGAAGUCCCCUUUUGUAUCUUUCAGUUGUUAAUGGUGGAUGGUCUGACUGGAGUGAAUGUUCAAAUGAUCUUCAAAGACGAAAAUGUAACAAACCUACCCCAGUGAGUGGGGGAUUACUAUGUGUUGGUGCUGAACAAAGAUCAUGUCAGAAGUCGAUGUCUGGAGGUACAAGUAAUAAAGGGUUUGACUGUAAGUAUUUCCAUCCUCAAGGCAGGCUGGUAGUUACCAUUAAGGAGGAAUGACUUACCCCCUUUUUUUCCCUUCUUUAAUUUUCUUUUAGAUCCCACUGUGGAUGGUCAAACAUCAACUACACAAGGUAAAGCAGUUUACAAUUUUAAAAUAACAUGUGUCCUGUAUAUUUCUGUCCCAUUCAAAGUUUGCUAGUUUGGGAUGUUGAAUGUUGUUCAUACACAUCUCUGCCAUUGCAUGGACUUGUAUGUACAGUAUUGUUUAAAAGUUCUGGAUUUUUGGUGAAUUUUGGUCCAAAAUGAAAUUUGCACAACAUGUUGUCAAAUUUUUGAGGCAGCUAUUUUUGGAUUUAUCUGAAAUUUCCCCCAUGUAACAAUCAGAGGGAUCCUCUACCUUAACUCUAUAACCUCUAAAAAAAGUUAGCACCUAACUCUUUUUCCAGUAUACCUGGGAAAUGUAUAAGAAACAAUGUGGAGAACAUGUUUAUUGGUGAUAGGAUGUUCAGGGUUAAAAAGCUCAGUGUAUUCAAGACAGUCCGGCCCCUUUUCAAAUAACACAUCUUGGUACAAAUAGCCAGUCAAUUUAACCUAUGUGUUGUCUUUUUCAUAGAUAAUUCUGGUGAUAAAUUGCAGUUGAACAUAGGACUGUUUGUCGGAAUAUGUUCUAUCGUAUUCAUAUUUGGGAUCUUCAUUGGUGGAAUAAUUGCUAUUUUAGUAUGUAGAGUUUCUAGACGCAAGUCAAAAACAAGUAAGUGAAAUCUGUUUCUCUGAGUUCUAACUCCAAGUUAAACUUUUUAGUUGUAUAUAUCCAAAUGAAUCAUGAAUGAGAAGAUGUUCUCAAUUCUUGGGACAAAAAGCUUUGCUUUUGCAGUACAUCAAGAGUUAUGAGGAAACAGUGGCAAACUCUUGGAGUAAGUGGAACAAACUCUGGGGUUUACUUUGAACUAAAUUAAGUCAACAUAAUUUUUUAUGAUGAAAUAAUUUUAGAUAUUAGAGAUAAUGUGGUUUAUGAUAUCUCUCAGCUAGUAUGUACUCUCUAAUAGUUUGCAAUGAAUUCAUAACCCUCUAGCUGAACCUAGAGAUAUCGUUAAUAUCUUACUACCCUCAUUUUCUUGGUUCGCACCGUAAAAGUUACAGAACCUUGUCAGAUUUAUGGUUCACACGUUUUGCAUUUAAUUGGGCAAUAAAUCCAACCAGAAAAAACUAGGUUUGUAACAUACAGUACCAGUACAGACCAAGAAAACAAGGUUAGUAAGAGGUGUAAACUUUUCACUUUAAUAAAAAAUUUUGAGUAAAGCCUUUGGACUGAAUUAAAACCAGAGGCAAAAGAAGCUUCUCUUAGAUUUAAAAAACAUAUUUCAGUCUGGAGUAUUCCCUCUGUAGUCAUCCUUGUUGUGUUAAAGUCACAUACUAGUCCAUGGCUCAUAAUGUUUUUUUAAAAGUUUUUUAUUUGUUUUGUUUACACAGACACCCAUAUUACAAGAGUUCCUAGCAAAUUAACUGGUUUCUCUCGUCCAAAUUAAACAGUUUCCACAUUAUCCACAGUUAUUGAGAGUGCACAAAUGGUGCAAACAUAACUUUAGUGAGUUCUCAAACUCAUUAAUUAUUCAUAAGGUGAUCAUCCAACCAUGACAUGCCAAUUUCAUCACCUGCCUGUGGUUUGAAACCCUGGUGAAACACUGGAAUGACGCACUAUCCAUGAGUUUCAUAUAAUGUCAAACCCUUGAGUUUGAUAUAGCAUCAAACUCUGAACUCAUUUCUUGAUUUGAAUAUCAUUCAAUACCAACAACAUGAGAAAAAUUUGUGAAUACUUCUAUUUUCUUUUAUUGCUAAGGUGCAAUUGAGAAGCUAUUUCAAAAACUUGUGCAUCGGGUUUCAUUAUGGUUUCCAAACACUCAAAAACAAUGAAAGCAUUAUCAGUUUUCUUGUGUUUGGAAACCCUGAUGAAACCCUCGCGCUUGUGUUUGAAAUAGUAUAUCCUGGGUGGUCACUCUUGAUAUUUCCUCCAUUCUGGAGCUUAGGGAGUGAAUGGGUUAAAAUAUUAGUACUAAUGUUUUGUCAGCUAUUCAGUAUCCUCUGUGAGAAGAGUUUAAAGCAUUUGAGACUAAGCAAAUUUACUUCUAGAUAAAAUAUUUCAAUAUUAUGAAGAGAGAUUUAACAAGGGGCCUUCACACAUCAGGCUCAGUUGUUUGGAGGGUGGAUUAUGCUAUCAACUUAUAAAUAGCUUUCCUGCAGAUAGAGGUUUAAUCUGUGGAUAGUGUUAUACACCCUUUGAAAAACCAGGGCAAACACUUCAGUAAAUGGUAUGCUUGCCUGGUCAUUUCUUAACAACUGGUUAACUGCAUCUCUUACAUUUCUAAUUUAGGAUUGCAUUACAUAGCGUCUGUUUGAACCUCAUUGAUGCAAAUCAAAGAGAACUACAAGCCUUAAAUACAUUUUUUAAAAAUUAAAAAUUGGUGACAUUUGACAUUUCCCUGUCCUCCCUGAAAAAAAGAACAUAAUAUGGGCAAAAAUGCGAUGGAUUUUAUAGUUCUAAUGGUUGUUUCAUCAGUAAAUUCUAUUGCCUAACCUAUUUAGACUGUGGCAUGUAUGACAUGUUAAGUGAUUGUCAUACAAUUAUUUUUUAGUGAAAGAUUCACCAGACUCCUUGAAAAAAUUGUCUGAUUUGACUUGGUAUUUCAUCACAGCCAAGGGACUUGUGAGAUGCCUAUCAGAAAACUAAAAAAUAAAUUUGAUUCUCCAAUCAGUUACUUAUAACUGUUUUGGAAUAUCCUUCUGUGAUGGAAGGCUAAGACUGCUACCAUCUUGAAUUUGCAAAGGGGGUGUUGAGUCAAAUGUUUGAGAGUUGAAAGUUAUCUGUAGAGUCUCAUGGCCAAUAUUUAAUGCCACAUUAUACUCAUCAUGUUCAAUUUUUUCACAUUUAGUCGGUAGUUUAUUGAGAAUCCAUUCUCUUAAAGUUUUAGAACGGAGGCUAAUCUGCAAAUGUGAUGCAGGCCUUCUUGGGUGAACCAGAAAUGGUCAUCUCUUCUGAAAAAUGUUAUCAAGAAAGGCAAAAUUAGUGGAAAAAAAGAAAAAAUAUCACAGUGUGUUGCAUUUGCAGUAUUAAUCAGUCUGGAAUAUGUUGAAAAUUGAAGUGGAAAUACCAGAUUUUGGUUUAUCAAUAAAAAUAAAUUACAAAGGUGGAAAAAAGCCAUGUAUAUAUAUGUGAAACACCCAACAAAUAUUUGUUAUUGGAGUAUAAUUUUGAUAAACGCACAAACAUUGGCAACUGUAAUAAUAUAUUUUGUACAUGCCAAGUAUCAAACAGUGCAAAUGCAUAUGUUACAAUGCAAAGUAUUGUUAAUAAUCAUUUCCUAUAUUUGAUCCAAGGAUGUGUUUCAGUUUUCCUGAAUAACAA